UCUCUCUCUCUCUCAUCAUCGUUAUUCUACUUCCAGCUUAAGAUCUUCCCUGCUGCAAUUUGCUGUUGGGGGCUUUUAAUGUUAUAGAUACAAGGAUUUGUCUUCGAUUCCCACAUAAACCCCAUCCACCAUUGAAGAAGCGACUUCUUGAUUGAAAUUGGGGUUUCUUCGUUUUGAUUGUUUUUGCAAGAUGAAGAUGAAGAUGAAUAUGAGGCUCAGAAAGCCGGUUAUGGCGUUUCUUUUCUUGACAGUUCUUGCCCCCAUUGUGCUUUACACUGAUAAACUAUCAACCUUUUCUACGGAUGAAUUCUUUCAGGAACCUUCAUCACUUCUACCAUCGAAUCCGGAUGCCACAGCCCUAAAUUUUCUUCUUCCUCAGGAGUCAUCCACAUCGCUAAAAGAACCUAUGCGACUUGUUUAUUCUGAAAAUUCCACUCAAUCUGAUACCGAAAAGUCCAGAAGAACAAGACAGCUAAAUGAAGAAUCCAAGGGGAUCGAUACGAAUGUUACUGGGGAUAAUCAGAUCAAUCCCAUCAGGCAAGUUACUGCUAAUCAUGAGGCGAAUGAAGAAUCAGCAGCUGUACAAAAGAAAAGUGAAAAGUUAAAGGUGCCUGAUUUGGAACAAAAACAAGAACAAGCAGUUGAAGUUUCUCUGAAAGUAAAUGAAAGAAAACCUGCAAAUCACAGAAACAGAAAUGAGAAAAGGAAGCAAGAUCAAGAAGAAGUUUUGGGUGAUGUUCGUGUACGUCAUCUUAAGGAUCAGUUGAUCAUGGCGAGAGUUUACCUUUCACUUUCAGCAACAAGGACGAAUACCCAAUUUAACAGAGAACUCCGUAUACGUAUGAAGGAUGUAGAAAAACUACUCGUUGAUGCAACUAAUGACUCUCAACUCCCUAACAAUGCUAAUGAGAAGCUGAAAGCAAUGGAGCAAACAUUGCUGAAAGGAAGGAGAAUACAAGACGAGUGCAGUGUUGAUGCGAAAAAAUUGCGUGGGAUUAUUCACUCAACGGAACAACAACUGAGAGUCGAAGAAAAACAGACUUUGUUUUUGACUCAUUUGACUGCUAAAACUGUUCCUAAAGGUCUCCAUUGUCUCCCCUUACGCCUUUCAGCCGAUUACUACUCAUUAAAUGCUUCCUCUCAGCAAUUCCCAAAUCAAGACAAAUUACAAGACCCAAACCUCUUCCACUAUGCGUUGUUUUCGGAUAACGUCUUAGCAACUGCAGUCGUUGUUAAUUCCACUAUUUCUAGCUCAAAGGAUUCUUCAAAACACGUGUUCCACAUUGUGACCGAUAAGCUAAACUACGCAGCAAUGAGGAUGUGGUUUCUUGCAAAUCCACCAUGGAAUGCGACGAUUGAGGUCCAAAAUGUGGACGAAUUCACAUGGCUAAAUGCAAGCUACAGCCCGGUUCUCAAACAGUUGGGGUCUCAAAAAAUGAUUGAUUAUUAUUUCAAAACGAAAACGACGGAGUUGGAUUCCAAUCUGAAAUUCCGAAACCCAAAGUAUCUAUCCAUCAUGAAUCAUCUUCGGUUUUACCUUCCCGAGAUGUUUCCAAAGCUUAAUAAAGUGGUGUUUUUGGAUGAUGAUAUUGUGGUUCAAAAGGAUCUGACCGGAUUGUGGGGUGUGGAUAUGAAAGGGAAGGUGAAUGGGGCUGUUGAAACGUGUGGGGAAAGUUUUCAUCGCUUUGAUCGCUACCUUAAUUUCUCCAAUCCUUUGAUUGCUAAGAAUUUUAAUCCUCGUGCGUGUGGAUGGGCAUACGGAAUGAAUCUAUUUGAUUUGGAACAAUGGAAAAACCAAAAUAUUACCGACAUUUACCACUCGUGGCAAAAUUUGAACUCAGAGAGGGAGCUAUGGAAAUUGGGAACACUGCCACCUGGAUUGAUAACGUUUUAUGGGAGAGUAUUUCCAUUAGAGAGAUCAUGGCAUGUAUUGGGGCUUGGGUAUAACCCAAAUGUCAGCCAAAAGGAGAUUGAAAGAGCAGCCGUGAUUCACUACAAUGGGAAUUUGAAACCAUGGCUGGAAAUAGGGAUUCCAAAGUUCCGAGGUUAUUGGAGUAGAAACAGGUUUUUUGUUGAAGAAUGUGAAUACUGGUUUUUCACAAUCAUAAAAAGCACAUGCAUGGGAUGA
This is a messenger RNA of Lactuca saligna, 2128 nucleotides long. Lineage: Eukaryota; Viridiplantae; Streptophyta; Magnoliopsida; Asterales; Asteraceae. The record is from the annotation of a GenBank genome assembly.